AUGCCCAGCCCAGUGCCGCGAGGCAGCCGGCCGCCCGCUCCCCCAGGCGCAGGAGACGAGACCUCGGAGCUCCAGCGCCGCCCCGCGGGUCCAGGCAGGCCCCGCGCUCCCGGGCGCCUCGAGUCUUCCUUCUCCGUCGAGGCCAUCCUGGCCAGGCCUGCCCGCCGCGCGCCCCCCGCCGCCGCCCCAAUGUCCGGCGUCGCCGCGGACCUCGGCUCGGCUCCCUCCCCGUUUCCCGCGACGUGGCUGCCGGCCUACCUGAGCGUGAGUCUCUACCAGCCGUGCCCCCAGCUGCCCCGGACGGGGCUCCGCGUGGCUCACCUCUACGGCCUCCAGGGCCUCGGCGUCACAGGCUUAGAGUUGGCUCACUGCUCAGGCCUCUGGGGCACUCCAGACUGGGCUCCAGCCGAGGAACUUCAGGACACUGAGAGACCUCAAAAGAGGGUUCGGACCAUGUUUAACUUGAAGCAGCUGGAAGAGUUGGAGAAAGUGUUUACAAAACAGCACAAUCUAGUGGGGAAGAAGAGAGCCCAGCUGGCAGCCCAGCUCAACCUUACGGAGAACCAGGUGAGGGUCUGGUUCCAAAACCGCAGGGUCAAGUAUCAGAAGCAGCAAAGGCUGAAGCUACCAGCUGUGUCUGCCAUGGCUGCCUCCCAGGAUGAGCCCUCCAGCAGCUCUGACAGCAGCAUCCAGAGAGAAGACACUGAGUCAGGAGUGGCCAGCUGAGGACUGGGACAAAGGCUCAACCCAGGCUGUCUGGGCUAGUUCUUCCUGGGGACACCCACGGGAACUUCUGAGCCUUUUUUCUUCAUCUGUAUAAUGGGUGCAUUGACAAUUUACUCUUCCCAGAGCUGACAGGAUGUCUGUAAAGCUGUUACGGGGUGCCAGGCCCAGGGCUAAGUG
This is a messenger RNA of Prionailurus viverrinus (fishing cat), 903 nucleotides long. RefSeq names its product notochord homeobox (gene NOTO). NCBI's taxonomy places the organism in Eukaryota, Metazoa, Chordata, Mammalia, Carnivora, Felidae. The transcript has 3 exons. Gene Ontology annotation, molecular function: DNA binding. The record is from RefSeq and is a predicted model, not a curated record. The coding region runs from base 1 to 726 and encodes 241 amino acids. Gene Ontology annotation, biological process: central nervous system development; neuron differentiation.